AUGUCUACACUCACCAUGCCUAUUCCUCACCACCACACCGGUUUUCACCGCGAGUUCUCCUGGCAAGAAGCCCGUUCUACUGAUUUCUCUCGGCCGCGCCAUGAGCCCGAGAAGAUUGCUCUGCCUUCUAUUCGUCAGGCCUUUCCCGAACUGAGCGAAAGAAUAGAGCAGGGUGGUUCUGCAAGGACUCCCUCUGUCACUUCGCCAACUUCUGGACUGACUGGAGCACUAACUCCCCCAGAGUACAUUCACACAGCUGUGCAGAGUAAGAGGAGGAGGCUUUCUUUCGAUGAUGAGAGGGACGGAGAAAGACCGAGCCAAGUACCUCGCCUAUACGCCAGCCCGUCACAAGUUGCUUCUCGGCACCAGUCUCCGCCAUUAGUGUCCCGACCUGCUCCUGACAUGUGGCCAUCAUCACGGAGGUCGAGCCCAUACAUGAAGACUGCGGCACUGUCCUCUGUGCCAUCACCGAGACCCAUGGAGAUGCGUGAGCGGAUGGAACCCCGGUUGAGCUUACCGAGCCUGCCCCCAAUGGACUUUGAGCGGAACGCAGCCGUGAACAGGAUGAGGAGUAUGUCCCGUGACGAAUACGUUCAAGAGCCAGUAAGACAAGGAAUGCCGCCACACCCUCACAUGGCCGUUCCACCCAUGGAGGUGCCAGCUCCAGUAUACCGAGCACCCAGCUACGAUUACGCCUACCACCACCCAACCCGGGUGCAAUCUCUGUCUCUGGGCUCGAUACACCCAAUGGACCGUACACCCUUUGCACCGGGAGCUUAUGGACACCCCUUCCAGGAGACUUAUAUGCGAAUUGGGGAGCUUGGCAUGGGGCUUGGAGGAGAUAACAAGCAGCGCAAGCGCCGGGGCAACCUACCAAAGGAGACGACAGACAAGCUUCGUGCUUGGUUCGUGGCUCACCUACACCACCCGUAUCCGACCGAGGACGAGAAGCAGGACCUCAUGAGGCAGACUGGCCUACAGAUGAACCAAAUUUCCAACUGGUUCAUCAACGCCCGCCGCCGCCAACUCCCAACCAUGGUGAACAAUGCCCGUGCCGAGUCCGAGGCCAUGGCCAGUCGUGGCUCGGACGGCAAGAUUUUGCCUUCUACGGAGCGAUCCGAGUAUGACCAAGACGGCAAGCGGGCCAGCGUGCCCCUGAGCGACGGAGAGGGCAGCACGUACGACGAUGUCGACAUGGAUCACCUCUCACGCCGCAGAUCGGUCAACAUGAAGCGUGGGAGCGUUUAG
Pestalotiopsis fici W106-1 is the source of this 1248-nucleotide messenger RNA. RefSeq lists its product as uncharacterized. Gene Ontology annotation, biological process: regulation of DNA-templated transcription. NCBI's taxonomy places the organism in Eukaryota, Fungi, Ascomycota, Sordariomycetes, Amphisphaeriales, Sporocadaceae. The coding region runs from base 1 to 1248 and encodes 415 amino acids. Gene Ontology annotation, molecular function: DNA binding. The record is from RefSeq and is a predicted model, not a curated record. The transcript is spliced from 3 exons.